Messenger RNA from Chenopodium quinoa (quinoa), 1835 nucleotides. RefSeq lists its product as uncharacterized. The record is from RefSeq and is a predicted model, not a curated record. The transcript is spliced from 3 exons. Bases 609 to 1598 code for a protein of 329 amino acids. NCBI's taxonomy places the organism in Eukaryota, Viridiplantae, Streptophyta, Magnoliopsida, Caryophyllales, Amaranthaceae.
GCUAUGGUGUUAGUUGAUAACGUUAAACUUGCAUAGUUUAAAUCAGUGGUAGGGGCAAAAUGAUCGUCUAUAUAGAUGGGACUUCCGGCUAUAGAGAAAAGUUGCAUUCUAUGAAGGUUUCUUACAUAUACUAAUUGCUAUAUUGUUCUAUGGAGAUUUAAAUUGUGCUAUAAUUUCUGUAAUUCUAUAGACCUUAAAAACAUGCAAAAGUAUUCACUGUUCUUAUGAAUAGUUCCAUGUGGUGCUAUUACAAUGACACCCUUACAUUUAAUGAUUUGCCCUUCCUUAGCUAUGUGCAUUUGCUUGCCAUUUAUAGCGGAUGAGACAGCUGGUCUUCAUAUCCUUCUUUGGUUGCCAGCUAUGGUGUCCUUGUUUCUUGUAGGAAUUGCUUUCCGAGGUUUGUUUGGUUGUCCGCUGUGGUGUUAGCUUUGGAUCUUCUCUUUUGCUGGUUUGGGUUUUCGCGUUGUUGUUCUGAAUGAUGAGGUUUGGAAGGGAAAUGUUUGGUUUGGCGUGCUGUUCAAGAGUGUCUGGAUUGUUGAUAGAAUUGUUUGUGCUUCUGUUGCUGGACCUUGGUUUGUUCUGGUGUGUCUGGAAGACUUUUCAAGGUUAUGGCUAGACGAUCGAACAGAGUCUGUGUUCCUUUUCAACCUAUUUUGGAAAAGGUUGUUGCUUGGUUGCAAUUUUCUUCUCCGGUAUAUGGAUUUAUAGAUGCUGCAAAGAAUAAUGUCUUUGUGCGGGUGUAUGGGCCAAACUCCCGUACAAAGUUUAUCUUUUAUGGUGGAGAUGCUGCUACGGUUGAAGAAUCUCGUGAGAGAGCAGCUCACAAGGCUGUGAAAAGAUUAGUCUGCCGGUUUAAUGUUCGAGUGUCUGACUUCACGUAUGAGCGUAUGAAGAUGUAUCGCUUGUGUGUGAAAUUGUAUAAGAAUUUAUGUGCUGAAUUAGUACACAACAGAGAAGACUUGAGUCGCAUUCGUGCAGAAUGCAGCACACGGGAGGAUGUACCGUUUCAUGAUGUUCAUGUUGGACUUGAUUUUGUGCAGUUUCUGGGAGUAUUAGUUAGGAAGACUGGUGUAACUGCCAGUGGUAUUGAGACCACCAAGCUAGAAGGACAUGGUUACAUGUCCUGGUUAAUGGUCACUUGUUCACAUAACAGUAUUGGAAUGGAGUGCAUCUUCAGUGAUCCUUGUCCUGAAAGGGAUCUUGCUGAACAGCGAGUUGCUAAGAAGGCAUGUUUUUUUAUAUCUUCUGUGCCCAAUUUAGAUAUUGUUGAUGUCAAUUAUGGUGCUGCUGCCAAGCUGAGCGCAGAAUGUUCCUUGAUUAGGGAAAGGUAUCUGGUUUUGAAAAGCCAUGUUCAGUGUUUGCAAGGGAGUUCUACCCAACCUGAGGCUGUUACCUGUUUGGUUAGUGAUGGAUGUGAGACACCGACUGAUGAAGCAAACCAGAUUCCGGUCCUUGCUAUUCCGCCAAGUCUUCCAGCUAAGCGCACCAUUGAUAGAAAAGAGUUGCCUACGAGUGCUGUGGGGGUCCAUGUUUCUGAUCAGCUUGUUUCUGGCUUGAUUGAAUUUGCUAAUGGUCACAAAUGUGCUAGGGUUGAAUAGGCAAGUGUAGCAAACUUAGCUGCCUUUAGGGUCUAGAGGCUUUAUGGUAUGUAAGUAGAUGUUAGGGCUGUCUCAGUGAUGUAGUUGCUUUGUAGCUUGAUUUGUCCUACUAUUGAUGUCUGUUUUAGGAUGCAAGACAUAGCCAGUAUUAUGUACCUUUUGGUUUUUGCUGAUGUACUGAAUCGAACUACUUUGGUGUACUGCCUGAUAUGGCUUUUUCAUAAUAAAAGUUGGUGU